Neomonachus schauinslandi (Hawaiian monk seal) is the source of this 1281-nucleotide messenger RNA. RefSeq names its product V-set and immunoglobulin domain containing 4 (gene VSIG4). The coding region runs from base 82 to 1281 and encodes 399 amino acids. The transcript has 8 exons. Gene Ontology annotation, biological process: negative regulation of macrophage activation; negative regulation of complement activation, alternative pathway; negative regulation of T cell proliferation. Lineage: Eukaryota; Metazoa; Chordata; Mammalia; Carnivora; Phocidae. Gene Ontology annotation, molecular function: complement component C3b binding. The record is from RefSeq and is a predicted model, not a curated record.
CAGACGCUGGCAGCCAUCAGAAGUUCAAGCCUCUUUGACAACAGGAGGCGAGAAGAAAGGACAGAAGUGGUUCUGGCUGCGAUGGGCCUCUUACUGGGCUUCCUGCUCCUGAACCACCUAACAGUGGUCACCUAUGGCCAUCCCAUCCUGGAAGCACCUGAGAGUGUGACAGGGCCUUGGAAAGGAGAUGUGAAUAUUCCCUGCACCUAUGGUUCUCUGCAAGGCUACACUCAAGUCUUGGUAAAGUGGCUGGUACAACGUGGCUUGGACCCAGUCACCAUCUUCCUACGUGAUUCCUCUGGAGACCAUAUCCAGCAAGCAAAGUACCGGGGCCGUCUGCAAGUGAACCACAAGGUUCCAGGAGAUGUGUCCCUCCACCUGAAUACCCUGGAGAUGGAUGACCGGAGCCACUACACAUGUGAAGUCACUUGGCAGACCCCUAAUGGCAACCAAGUGGUGAGAGAUAAGAUCAUUGAGCUCCGUGUCCAGAAACUCUCUGUUUCCAAGCCCACAGUGAUGACUGGCAGUGGCUAUGGCUUCACAGUGCCCCAGGGAAUGAGGAUUAGCCUUCAAUGCCAGGCUUGGGGUUCUCCUCCCAUCAGUUAUGUUUGGUACAAGGAACAGACCAACAAUCAAGAACCCAUCAAAGUAGCAGUCUUGAGUACCUUACUCUUCAAGCCUGCCGUGGUGGCUGACUCGGGCUCCUAUUUCUGUACUGCCAAGGGCCGGGUAGGCUCUGAGCAGCGCAGCAACAUUGUGAAGUUUGUGGUCAAAGAUUCCUCAAAGCCACUCAAGGCUAAGACUGAAGCACCUACAACCAUGAAAUCUCCCUUGGAAGCAACUUCUACAGUGAACCUGAUUUGGAACUGGACCACUGAAGUGGAUGGCUACCUUGGGAAGACCAGUGCUGAGCCAGGAAAGGGCCUGCCUGUCUUUUCCAUUGUUCUCAUCAUUUCGCUGUGCUGUAUGGUGGUCUUCAUCAUGGCUUAUGUUAUGCUCUGCCGGAAGACAUCCCAACAAGAGCAUGUCUACGAAGUGGCCAGGGCACAUGCCAGGGAGGCCAGCAAUUCUGGUGAAACCUGGAGAGUGGCCAUUUUCACAAGUGGCUGCUCCAGCGAAGAGCCAUUUUCCCAGACUCCAGGCAAUGACUACUCCGAGGAUCCCUGGCUGGGCCAGGAGUACAAGAUCAUCGCCCAGAUCAACAAUGACUAUGCUCACCUGCUGCAUACAGUUCCCUCAGAUUAUGAGCUUUUGGCCACCAAGGACAAGGACGUCUGCUAA